AUGGCCAUUCCUCAAUCUCCAGACCCAUCCAUCCGUUAUCUCUCCACCACACAUGCGUACGAUCUUUGGGCCGCCGUCUACGAUAUUGACGGAAACUUCCUCCAAGCGCUUGACACUAUCGAAAUGAAAACUCUCUUGCCACGAAUGCUUGAGCUUCUUGAAAAGUCGCCAUUUCCACCACCCUGGAAGCUGGUCGACCUGGGCUGUGGGACGGGCCGUAAUACGGCGGCUUUACUGGAGGUUAAAGGGGCCACCGUCGUGGGUCUCGAUGUCAGUUCAGGGAUGCUGGAGGUUGCAAGACGACGACUUGGGAAGUUUGGAGUCGAGGGUAUAUUGCAGCUUGAGAUUUUCGAUAUGCUCCAACAGCCAUCUCCACCUGCUUCGGCCGUGGGUGCAGACGCGGUUGUCUCGACAUUGGUGAUUGAACAUAUCCCGGCUGAUAUCUUCUUUCGCCAUGUAACUCAAAUCCUCAAGCCCGGUGGAAUUCUGCUAUUGACCAAUAUGCAUUCAGAGAUGGGUGGCAUCAGUCAAGCAGGAUUUAUUGAUCCCCAAACUGGCGAAAAGAUUCGUCCGACCAGUUAUGCUCACACGGUUGCGGAAGUGGAGGCGGAAGCGGCGAAGAAUGGGCUGGAAGUUGUCGGCAAGAUGGACGAGAGAGCAGUGGACGAAUCUACGGUACCGAUACUCGGCGAACGGUCGCAGAAGUGGGUUGGAAUAACCGUUUGGUUUGGAGGCAUUCUUCGAAAGAAAACCUUGAGUGAAGAGUAA
This is a messenger RNA of Rhinocladiella mackenziei CBS 650.93, 768 nucleotides long. RefSeq lists its product as uncharacterized. Lineage: Eukaryota; Fungi; Ascomycota; Eurotiomycetes; Chaetothyriales; Herpotrichiellaceae. The record is from RefSeq and is a predicted model, not a curated record. The transcript has a single exon. The coding region runs from base 1 to 768 and encodes 255 amino acids.